Messenger RNA from Cladophialophora yegresii CBS 114405, 2775 nucleotides. RefSeq lists its product as uncharacterized. The coding region runs from base 1 to 2775 and encodes 924 amino acids. Gene Ontology annotation, molecular function: double-stranded telomeric DNA binding. Gene Ontology annotation, biological process: telomere maintenance via telomere lengthening. Lineage: Eukaryota; Fungi; Ascomycota; Eurotiomycetes; Chaetothyriales; Herpotrichiellaceae. The record is from RefSeq and is a predicted model, not a curated record. The transcript is spliced from 2 exons.
AUGGCACCCCGAAGCCGGCCACGGUCUGCCAGCAGGAAGAACGCGCCUCUUUCUCCUCCUAAGGCUCCUUCGCCCGCGGUCGCCGCUGACGCGUCAGUUCAAAACAAACGGAGAACGCGAUCAGCAAGCCACAAUAUCACCGCAGCACAACGAGAGUUGCAAAACGUCACGACCAUCCUGCCGGCCGUCAACGAGGGUGAAGAAGUACUGCGCCCAACCGAAUCCCUUUCUUCACAUGAUGCAAGGUCCGGGAGCUCAUCCCUGCAGGAAGUCCUCGAUGCCCUGGAUCGGGAUGCGAUCAUCGACAAUCUCUCCGGAUUGUACCAUGACUCAACCAGCCUCAUGUCGUUGCUUGAGGUCAUCAGUGAUGAACAGCUGCGCGAGAUGUGCAAGACUUCUGCCCAGCCGGCCUCUCGACUCCACAAACGCUUCCACGCCCAGGCGAAACGCUUCUUGCUGACACGCGAGAAUUAUGGCAUCACUCACGAUGGGACGAAUCUCGACUUUAUCCAGCCAGACCUCAUUCUUCGCAAGAUUCUGGGCGUGGGCGGAACCGAAGCGAUACCUAACGGCGCUUGGCGACCGGAUCCUGUCCUCCACCUUGCAAAUCUCGCAUUGCAAGUUGUCAGCGUAUUAAAUCCAUCUGUCGAAUUGCGGCGCUCCUACCUUGAGGAUAUGUUCACCAAUUUCCCGAAACAGUUCAUUGAUCUUCAUUACUUGCAACCUAGUCUUGAAGCUUACCACGAUGUGUGCGACUUACUGGUGGAAGUGCUCACCCAAGUCUACCUCCAGAAGCUCGAAUUCGAACAUGGCGACCCUGAAUAUCAUCCAGAGAACAUCCUCGAUGCUGUCUUUUUGAACGAGUUUGGCGAGUUGAAGGGCUCUUCCGACCGAGCCAGCUGGUUGAAGGUCAUGGACCGUUACGAGUUUAUCAGAGCAUACUUCCUUGGGGUUCCUGCCGACGACCCCGAAUCCAGUGGCCUCACGGACAGCCUCAAGGACGGCCUGAAGGACGGCCUCAAGGACCAUUUCCCUUGGUCAGAUUUCGUGGUCAAGGCCGUUAGAUGGACCCUGGCUGUGGGGAAGGAGCUGGAGGGAAUUGUUGACGCGAGAGGGGGUAUAGACAAGCUCAUUGACCUUCUUGACGCUGGCGAUAUCACUGGCGAUCCAAUCCAGGUUGACCCGGAGCCAACCGAGGAGGAUGAUGGUAUGGAACGGAAUUCUGAGGAUCGAGGUGGGCACAGAGGUCUGGCGCAAGGUGGUGCUCAGGAAGAUGCAGGCGCUACGACUACGCGCGUGAACAACCAGAAACCCAGGAACCAAGGGAACGGCCUCGAGACCAAGGAUCUGGGAAGUGCAGGCAUCGGGCCGACGGCCGCCGCACAGGUCUCAGUGGUUGAACCAACGUCAACUCUCAAGUCUAACUUGGAAAGACUGAAAGCCCUCAAAGCCCAGUAUGCGCCUCAAGCAUCUGAUGCGGACGCAGAUGCAGACACCAGGAGUGACUCAAUUUCCGAGCCUGAAGUCCCUCAGUCUCCAACACCGGCGGGUCCUAGUGACCACGAGGUCGCGGGUAUCGGCGAGGAAGAGCUUCCCGCCACGGGAGAAGGUGCUGAUUGGAUACAAGAUGAUGAAGACGAUGAAGAUCUACUUCCAACUCAGCAGACCAAAGAAUUACUGGAAACCCUUCAUCGACAGACGCAGCAGAGCAACAAGGAAAAUGUGCAAGGGACGAUGAAGAAGCCAUCCUUCCUGGAUCGACAAGAAGGUGCAGAGAGACUCGAGUGGGAUGAUGAAUUCCCUGAUGACGGGGAGAUCUCCCCACCCAGCCGGCCAUCUCCAAAGCGUACAAGACAGCAAGUUGAGUCUGAAUCCGGCGAAGACGAAUUUGAGACGGACACAAGAAACGCGAAGAGACCCCGGAUAGUUGCCGUGAAGAGCGUGGUAGGCCCUUCAACUCGGUCACGACCCCAAGACUCACAGGAUGAUGAAGAGGGACAGGAGGGUAACUAUAGGAAGCGAGCGCAACCUUUGCUCUCUCGCCUGCCCGCCCGCCGAGAACGUAUGGCAUCCUCGGAACCGACCCGAGCCACCAUCGUAUCCUUAUCCCAGCCGGAACGGUCAACCAACCACAGAUCCUCCUCAAGUCGAGCGCCUCUCCGAACGAUCCGUUCAGGAAGCCCAGACCUACCAUCUUCGAGCGCACCAGCUCCUAGAUCUGACCGAGCAACUCGUGUCUUGUCAGAUGCCUCUGCCCCAGGUCGAGGAGACCUUCCCCCGUCACGCCAAGGCGGGGCCACUGCCCAUCUCCCCUCUGCAUCACAGAUGCCCCCCAGCACGCAAACCCAACAAGUCAAUCAAUUAGCAAAAGACAUGGUCCGAAUGGCACGUGAAAUGCACCAGAACAGGCGACCGGCACAGAUACGCAGACCCUACACCGCAGAGGAAGUCGACCGGCUGCUGGAUAUGAUCGCCCUGUACGGGACCAAGUGGGCGAGAAUCCUCAGGGAAGACAGCGUCCACCCAGACGGGCCAAUGCUGCAGGGCAGAAGCCAGGUGCAGCUGAAGGACAAGGCGCGGAACAUCAAGUUGGACAUGCUGAAGGCAGGGACUCCCCUCCCGGACGGAUUCGAGUUCGUCAGCGUCGGCAACAAGAAGAUCGAGGAGCUCAGGCUGCUCGGCAUCGAUUACUUCGAGGGCACGGAUGCGGCGCGGUAUACUGGGCGCGGAGAAAACUAUGACGACGACGUCAACGACGACGAUCUUGACAACUGA